Messenger RNA from Chrysochloris asiatica (Cape golden mole), 1897 nucleotides. It is a transcript of the gene KCNA10, whose product is annotated as potassium voltage-gated channel, shaker-related subfamily, member 10. Lineage: Eukaryota; Metazoa; Chordata; Mammalia; Afrosoricida; Chrysochloridae. Gene Ontology annotation, cellular component: membrane; voltage-gated potassium channel complex. The record is from RefSeq and is a predicted model, not a curated record. Gene Ontology annotation, biological process: potassium ion transmembrane transport; protein homooligomerization. Bases 328 to 1863 code for a protein of 511 amino acids. The transcript has a single exon. Gene Ontology annotation, molecular function: protein binding; delayed rectifier potassium channel activity.
UUUAGAAACCUUCAUGUCCUCUUUAAUUUUGUCCUCUCUCUACCAUGGUGUACAGAGACCAUCCCUUCUUGGGGACAGUCUCCAGCCCCUGUCACUCAAGCUAGCUAUUAGCAUGUUCAAACUCAGGGGAUGCAAACUGAUUUCAAGGAAAGAAUGUUGCCAAAACAACCAUGAGGUUCCUUCUUAAGGUAAAAACAGGUUAUUUAUCAACCCACCCAUAUACCUUCCUCCAGUGACUGAGAGUCAUCUGCUUCUAUGUAAAAUGAACUUCUUCUCCACAGCUUACAGCAGGCAGGGAAGGCUGAGGGUCUUCCUGACUCCCCUAGGAUGGAUGUGUGUGGCUGGAAAGAAAUGGAGGUGGCUCUGGUCAAUUUUGAUAACUCAGAUGAAAUCCAAGAAGAGCCAGGUUAUUCCACAGAUUUCGAUCCAACUAACCCAAAAGGCCGGCCUGGAAGCAGCCCCUUCUCCAGCUGGAAGAUUCUCAUCAGUGACAGUACUAACCAUGAGACCACCUUCUCCAAGCUUCCCGAAGACUACCUCGAUCCCCCAGGACCCGAACCAGUGAUCCUUAAUGAAGGAAAACAGCGGGUGAUCAUCAACAUUGCUGGACUGAGGUUCGAGACCCAGCUCAAAACCCUCAGUCAGUUCCCAGAGACUCUUCUGGGAGAUCGGGAAAAAAGGAUGCAGUUCUUUGACUCCAUGAGAAAUGAGUAUUUCUUUGACCGGAACCGACCCAGUUUUGAUGGAAUCUUAUAUUAUUACCAAUCUGGUGGGAAAAUCCGGCGCCCAGCCAACGUCCCCAUUGAUGUCUUUGCUGAUGAGAUAACUUUCUAUGAGCUGGGUAGUGAGGCCAUGGACCAGUUCCGGGAGGAUGAAGGCUUCAUCAAAGACCCAGAAACACCUCUCCCCACCAACGACUUCCAUCGGCAGUUCUGGCUCCUCUUUGAAUAUCCCGAGAGCUCCAGUGCUGCCCGUGGUGUGGCCGUGGUCUCGGUACUAGUUGUGGUCAUCUCCAUCACCAUCUUCUGCCUAGAAACACUGCCAGAGUUCCGGGAGGACAGGGAGCUGAAGGUGGUCAGAGAUCCCAACCUCAACACGAGCAAGAUAGUCCUCCCCCACACCAUGUUCACCGACCCUUUCUUCAUGGUGGAGUCCACUUGCAUUGUGUGGUUCACCUUCGAGUUAGUGCUACGGUUCAUGGUCUGUCCCAGCAAGACAGAUUUCUUCAAGAACAUCAUGAAUAUCAUCGACAUCAUCUCUAUCAUCCCCUACUUUGCAACUCUCAUCACAGAACUAGUCCAGGAGACAGAGCCAACUGCCCAGCAGAACAUGUCCCUGGCCAUCCUGAGGAUCAUCCGACUGGUGAGGGUCUUCCGCAUCUUCAAGCUCUCUCGCCACUCCAAGGGGCUGCAGAUCUUAGGGCAGACACUGAAGGCUUCUAUGCAGGAGCUGGGGCUGCUCAUCUUCUUCCUUUUCAUCGGCGUCAUCCUCUUCUCCAGCGCAGUCUACUUUGCUGAGGUGGACGAGCCAGAGUCCCACUUCUCUAGCAUUCCUGAUGGCUUCUGGUGGGCAGUGGUCACCAUGACAACUGUGGGCUAUGGUGACAUGUGUCCAACCACUCCAGGGGGGAAGAUUGUGGGCACUCUGUGUGCCAUUGCGGGGGUCCUCACUAUUGCCCUUCCUGUGCCUGUCAUUGUCUCCAACUUCAACUACUUCUACCACCGGGAGACUGAGAAUGAGGAGAAACAAAACAUCCCAGGAGAAAUAGACAAAAUCCUCAACAGUGUGGGCUCAAGAAUGGGCAGCACAGACUCUCUUAGUAAGACCAAUGGGGGCUGUUCCACAGAGAAGUCCAGGAAGUGACCUGUCCACCGGCCCCGGGCUUCUUGGAUUCUCU